Drosophila eugracilis is the source of this 1765-nucleotide messenger RNA. It is a transcript of the gene Acsx3, whose product is annotated as 4-coumarate--CoA ligase 2. The record is from RefSeq and is a predicted model, not a curated record. NCBI's taxonomy places the organism in Eukaryota, Metazoa, Arthropoda, Insecta, Diptera, Drosophilidae. Gene Ontology annotation, biological process: long-chain fatty acid metabolic process; fatty-acyl-CoA biosynthetic process. Gene Ontology annotation, molecular function: long-chain fatty acid-CoA ligase activity.
CUUUGCAUUCAGUCGGGAAUUUAAACUUAUUACGAACAGUGAUCGGCUUGUGGUCUUACAAAAUGCCUUACAGGCCAGCUAACUUCUAUGAUGCUGAUCUUAGGAUCUGGAGCGGUGGCAAAUUGGAAUACUACUUUGACCCACAUCUGUCUAUAGGAGAGAUUAUCUUCCAGGAAAUGCGAAGACAUCCACAACUGAUAGCUCAGAUUUCGGCAACGGAGAACACGAUACUAACCAGAGCAGACCUCCAUGCCAAUUCCAUGCACGUUGCCAGCUAUUUGCGAUCCUUGGAUCUUUUCCAGUCCGAUGUGGUGGGCAUUAUAGCCAGGAACACCACCCACAUCUCAGCUGUUGCCUACGCCUGUUUUUUCAAUGGAAUUGCCUUCCACUCGCUCAACUUUUUAUUUGAGCAGAGUACAAUAGAAAAGCUGUUCAACAUCACCAAGCCUCGGAUUAUAUUCUGCGAUGGUGAUGAGUUUGAUAAGGUUCGAGCUGCCACCGCUCAACUGGAUGUAAAGAUUGUCACCAUGCGUAAUCAUCCAUCGGAUUCCAUACGGAUCGAUGAAGUUCUGGCCACUCCCAUUGAGGAAAACUUCCAGCCAGCUCGUCUAGAACAGGGCAACGAUCAAACAUUGGCUAUUCUCUGCUCAUCAGGCACUACGGGAAUACCAAAGGCUGUAACAAUAACGAAUAGUCGACAGAUCCUUAAUACCAACUACGGCUUGAAAACCAACGAUGUUCAGUACUGUCAUAGCACUGUCGAUUGGAUUACUGGGCUUCUGACCACCAUCUUAUCCGGAGUAUUCAGUACCAAACGCAUCAUUGCGGACAAUGUUUUUGAGCCGGAAUUCUUUAUGCGACUCGUGGAGGAGCACCAGAUCACGUGGAUACUUCAGGCGCCAUCUCAUAUGGCCAUGAUGAUUAACUCCCCGGCGUUUAGCACAUCCGACUUGUCCAGUCUGCGAUACUAUCGCUUCGGAGGAUCCAAGGCUUCAGUGGAAAUCCAGCAUCUGAUCAGGAAACGAUUGAGCAGUGACUGCCUGCAGUUUGCAUACGGAUUUACAGAGCUAGGCAGCAUGGUCUCUGUAAACUUUCACUUCGAUGAGAAACCUAACUCGGUGGGACGAGUCGUCUCUGGACUCAAGCUGAAGGUAAUCUGUGAAAAGGGUAAGUCCCUGGGCCCAAACGAGGUAGGAGAGCUGUGCAUCUGCAAUGAUCAAUACUGGGCUGGCUAUUACGGCAAUCCGGAGGAAACUCACAAGAUUCGAGAUUCCCAGAUGUGGUUUCACACCGGUGAUCUCGGAUUCGUGGAUGAUGAUGGAUUCAUAUACCUUGUGGAGCGCAAAAAGGACAUGUUAAAGUACCAGAGCAUCAUGUACUAUCCCAAUGAAAUUGAAAGUGUCAUCUCCGAGAUGCCCGAAGUGGUUGAGGUCUGUGUUUUUGGAGUUUGGAGUAACAUCUACGGAGAUGAGGCUGCUGCAGCUGUGGUAAAGAAACUGGACAGUAACCUUACAGCCCAAGACGUUGUAGAUUACGUGGCAACACAUAUUGAUGCUAAGUAUAAGCAGUUAAAUGGAGGAGCCAUCAUCGUGGAGGAUCUGGUGCGGAGUCCUAAUGGUAAAACGAACCGCAUGGCCAACAAAGCGUUUUUCUUGGAGGCUAAGAAUUCAACCUAAAAUGGCAAUCCUCCGAAGAUUUCAGAUACGGAUGGCACAGCCUUAACCAAUGGCGAAGCCAUAACCUUUGCCAUCCGGAUUGCUCAGCA